AUGGCGCAGACCAUUGCCAGAUGCCUUUCCGCAAAGCUGAUCCCUACCUCCCUUCCCUUAACAAGCUUCGCUUACACAUCUUCCCCUUACAACUUUUGACAACUCAUUUAUUGAUUAUUUAUUUAUUUAUUUAUUUUCUCGGUUUGUUUCCACUACGCGCGCGGUGUCACCACCGAACCAUUUCAUUCAUUCGUUGACUUGCGCACUUCCAUUCCCGUUCCAUGCCUCCUCCUAGUCCGCCUCGCCUGAUCCUCGACCUCUGUUUGUUUGUUUUUAUUUUAUUUUAUAUUGGACCAGAUAAUCGUAUCUACUUUACUUAUUUUUCCCACUCUCCCGGAAGUUGAUCGAGGCUGGUGAGGAAUUUCAGGGACUCACCCACCUGCCGCUGUAGCGCUUUCAAUCCCGUCGUGUCGUCGCUCAAUCAGACUAUCGAUCUCCAGAGACAGGGAAGGAGCUAGCGUCUAAGAGAGGGAGAGAGGGAGGGAGAGAGAGAGUGAGCGCGCGACGGACGAGCGGGUGUUUUUGUUAAUUUGGUGGUCUUUGUAUUGCAAGAGAGUGAGAAUCUUGGCUUCCGGCAGGCUUCUCUGGUGCAGUGGAUGUUGGUAAAGGCAGAGCUGCUUCUCUGCUCUUUGUCAUGGGCUUGUCGCUUAGAAUACUUUCGGCUUUUCUGUAGACUUUCUGUACGAGACGUGGUUUGGUGCGUGUCAGAAGCGUAGUGAGUGGUUUCGUGUCUCGAGGGUCUUCAAGAAAGCGCGGAUACGGACUCAGCGCGCGUGCGAGAGAGAGAGAGAGAGAGAGAGAGAGAGGAUUCGCCUAGGCGUUGUGACUCCAUUUAGAAGAGCGUCGUUUCGAUCUGAUCCGUCUCUUCUCAACGGAGCGCUUAGAAGGCUGGUGAUCACUGUAGAUUACUCCAAAAGCAUGCAUCCAAUGCUCCGUAGGGUUAUGUUGGUUGAUGGUAAUCAUUCUCACACUUCCAUACUUCAUUCGCCGAAGAAUAGAUCUGUGGAGGCGGUGAAUACCGACGUCGCAUUGUUCAUCACGAGUUGACGAAGAGUGACUCACCAAGUUAAUGUUCAUGAAGCUGGUCUUGAACUCGGAAUAUUAUGGCGGGUGGCAGUUUUGAUUGAGUUAUUUACGCAGAGUACCGAGCAGGCUAUCUUCUGGACGCGCUAAUCCAUAAUUUUUUUUCAAGUGUGCGUGCGGCGACGUCAUAGCUUUCGGAACUGGCGAUCUUCGUGAUUGGUCCUGCCCAACGCUAGCCUUCUGGUUUACCAAGUACGUCGGAGCGCGUUAAUUGAAAGCUGACCUGGUUGCCCGACUUCAAACUUCUAGACAAGCAGAUCACGGUAGGCAAUAUCUGCAGCGAUCCCGGAAGUAAGCGAUGACGCUGAGGGAGUUGAUGAGCGCCAUUGAUUGGGUGGCGUUGCGGCUGUUGAAGUUCGCCUUGAACGCUGUACUUGGAAACUCUUAAUGAUUCUCCUGGAACGCGGAGGCUUGCUAGGCCCGGCAGUUGUGCAGUUGAUGUCCUUAUCGCCUGCGUUUGUCUCCGAGGAGCGUUCGUUGAAUUGAGGGCUCUCUUCAGGGCGUUUCAUGGGAUUACUUCUGGAUUAGCUGAUCAAGGGACUGUUUGACCCAGAAGAUGCCAGGAAUGAUCAAGGGGGAGACCUCUAAUUCUAUUUCCCACUCCCCGUCGCUCUCAGUCUCCACCACGUCAUUCUCCUCGCUCUCGCAUGUGUCUGGUCACCAGUCCUCACCGUCAACCGCGAGCACCCCGGCUCAGCUCACAUGGCUCCAGGACCUUCGGUCGGAGGAGAGAGGCUUGUAUCUCAUCCAUCUCCUCCUGGCGUGCGCGCAUGCAGUCGCCAACAACAACAUGGAGUACACGAAUGCGUACCUUGAGCAAAUCUCGGUGUUGGCUAGCCUGACAGGCGAUCCCAUGCAGCGCGUGGCUACUUACUUCAUGGAGGGGCUGGCAGCUCGGAUCACCAAGUCCUGGCCUGGCCUAUACAAAGCGCUUCAUUCUACUCACCUUCCCUCUGUAAUGGACAUCAUCUCGGCCCGGCAGGUGUUUUUUAGCGUCUGUCCCUACGUCAAGUUUGCCUUCCUGAUGGGCAAUCAGGCCAUUCUGGAUGCCAUGGAGGGGGAGAAAGUGGUGCACAUUGUGGAUCUGGAGGCCUCGGAUCCCGUGCAAUGGCUUGCUCUGCUAGAAGAGCUCAGCGUUCGGAAAGAGGGUCCUCCUCACUUACGCAUCACAGGAGUGAGCUUGAAGAAAGAUGUGCUCGAACAGACCGGUCAGCGGCUCUCGGAGGAAGCUGAGAAACUGGAUAUCCCCUUCCAGUUCCAUCCGUUGGUUGCAAGCCUUGAGAAGUUGGACGUGGACUCCUUGAAAGUGAAGAGUGGAGAAGCCGUGGCCAUCAGCUCUAUGAUGAGAUUGCACCCACUUCUUGCGAAAGAAACCGAUGCCGUUCUUAGAACAGAAAACGAUAACCAUAAUCAUCCUGUUAUUCGCCACCUUAGAUCGUCAAGUGGUGGCUACGAAAGGAUCACCUAUGUGAGCAGAGAUGAGGCAAUCAACACAGCUGGCGAAGUUGGAUCGGACCGAGGACUGAAACGCUCCCGGGAAAUGUACGAAGCAGCUCCCGAGGUGGGAGCUGAAACCCUGAAAAAUCAUGUGGAUGCAUCCGAAGCUGGAGUUCGGCAACAAUUACCACGCAGUAUGUCACUAUCAGAUGGCAAUGGCACCAACGUAGAGUCGAGAGGUAAGCCCUCAAUGGUGCAUCUCCCCAGAGAUGAGUCCUCAUGCUCAGAGUCAGGGUUCGGCUCUGGCGUCGUGCAAAGAAUCUUACAAAAGCUGCAAUGCCUGUCACCCAAAGUGAUGGUGCUCGUGGAGCAGGAUUCCAAUCACAACAGCGGAUCCAUGCCGGAGCGCUUCGUGGAAGCUUUGCAUUACUACUCUGCCGUGUUCGACUCGCUAAACUUGACUCUUCCGCAGCAUUGUCUGGAGAGGGUGACUUUGGAGAAGUUCCUCCUUGGGCAGGAGAUCAAGAAUAUCGUGGCGUGCGAAGGAGCAGAGAGGGUGGAGCGGCAUGAAAAAAUAGACAGAUGGAGAAUGCGGAUGCGAUCUGCGGGGUUUGUGUCGAGACCUUUGAGCUCCACUGCAGCCCUGCAAGCUAAACGGCUUCUGCAUGGUUACCCCUGCGAUGGGUACCGUGUCAAGGAUGACCAGGGUUGUCUCACCCUCUGCUGGCAAGAUACAACUCUUUACACAGCAUCCGCAUGGACGGUUUGAGAUCAUCGUAGCCAGGCUAGGUCCGCAUCUCCUGAAUUCUCAUCAAUCAAUCAAUUCACUAGUGUUUUAGCGACACUCAAAUCACCCUCGUCUUCACCAGCUGGGAUGUGCAUGCAUUGCUUGCAGCUGUUGAUUGAUCUCUGUUGGCAGCCUUCAACAAACACAGCAAGUAAUGUUCUACUGAUCAGGGGUCGGUGAAGAGAGGUAUAGCGCUCGAUUCGAGUAAAUUGAUUAUUUUUCUGGUGACGUUUACAGGAUGAUUCAGUGAUCUAGUCAAGGAUUGACAUGUAGGUGGUUAUUACGGCUGCCACUUAAAUCAGGAAGCAAGUCAGGGCGCUGUUCGCAAGGCCGACUUACCCCACAUUUUGCAAACAAUCGUACCAGUUGAACUCUGCAUAAGAACAAGGUCGGAGGUUAAACGGCGGGGGUUAUUCAUUCUUGUUGAUUGGUUGUGUUGGCCGUCGCCGGUAGUCGUGGUCGAUGGUUGAGGUAGGAUUUGAGGCUGGCUGGAAAGAUGGGAGGAGGUAUGUAAGGCAGAGUAAGUGAAAGUCAGGACCUCGGUACACUGUAAUUAAGAAAAAACAUUCAUGAACAUUUUGAACUGAAUCCGGUCACAGUGAUUCACUAUUUUUUUUGAA
Messenger RNA from Physcomitrium patens, 3927 nucleotides. NCBI's taxonomy places the organism in Eukaryota, Viridiplantae, Streptophyta, Bryopsida, Funariales, Funariaceae. The record is from RefSeq and is a predicted model, not a curated record.